Molecule: messenger RNA, 8810 nt
Organism: Spirodela intermedia
Lineage: Eukaryota; Viridiplantae; Streptophyta; Magnoliopsida; Alismatales; Araceae
Source: the annotation of a GenBank genome assembly
AUGGUGAGCGGGCAGCUCUUCCACUUCAGGAAGCACUCAUGGCCACCGGAUGAGUACGUAACCCGGGCGACGUUGCAAUUGGUGAGCUCCUUUUCUCUUGUUAGUGCCCUCUGGGACUUGUUCGUUGUGUUUGUGAAACUAGAUGAGCAUGAUUAUUCUGUUUUACCGUCAAUCUACCUGCUUUCUUUUCUUUGGGUGAUGAGAAUGUAGAACGAAUAUUGGACACAUAAGGUCCAUCGCCUCUGUAGACUGUAAUUUUUCUUCCCCGGGAGUUUAUUACCGUCCUGAUCCCCUCCUGGAGUCUAGUGCCGUACAUUCGAGAAACUCCAGCAGGCGUGAAUCUUUGUAGGUGUUCUCCGUCAAACUAGUUUCCUUUUUUUAUCCUUUUAGGUGUUCUCGUUCUGCUAAUUCUCAAGUUUAGUUUCAAUGUGAAACUUACAUUCAUUUUCUGCACACGGUUUACUCCCAUUUAUAUCAAAUGAAAAAUAAUUGUUCAAUGAAUUAUCCUGUCGGAUAAAAUCUUCCCAUCACGACUCUCCUCAUGAAUUGUUGGAUACCUGAAUGAACAUGUGGUUGCCUUCUCGACUCUAUUCACAUACACCUUCAGUAAUCUAUCUGAUGCCAUUUAAUUUUACUCUAUCACAGUUGGACUUUGAUGGUGGUGCUCCACCAGAACAGGCAUGGAGAAGGCGCUUGAACAGCCAUGCUAAUUUAUUGAAAGAAUUCAGUGUAACAUUUAUGGAGGCUAUUAGAAUGGUACGUCAAUCAUUAGACAUCUAGCGCAGUGGAUGUUUGAUGGAGAAAAAUUACAUUCACACGUGUCUCUUGAUAUUUAUUGAUUGACUGACAUUUGUUGGUCUUGUUUCUAAGAUUCGGCUUGGAGUCCGUUUGUGGUCAUAUGUUCGGGAAGAAGCUUCUCAUGGACGGGUAUUUUUUCAAUAUUAAUCUCUGUAAUUUUAUUUUUCUUUUGAAAUGUUUUUGUCUGACCUUUCAUUUAGCGCUCAAUUGUUCCCUUUACGAGGUCAUAGAGUGGUUUUUUAUUUUUUAUUUUGUAUAUUUUUGCAGAAAGCACCCAUUGAUCCCUUCACUCGGGAAAAAUGUAGGCCCUCUGCUUCUCACGGUGUUCCACUGGGAGGGAUGGGGUAUGUUGUCCCGUUGCUAUUCCAUGUCAAAGGGGUUCGUUAAUUUUUUUUGUUUUUAAUGAGAUUCAAAUGGUCUAUUCUCAGAAGUGGCAGCAUAUCCAGAGGUUUCAGAGGUGAAUUUAAGCACUGGCAAAUUAUCCCAAACUCAUGCGAAGCAUCACCUCUCAUGACAAAUCAGUUCUCUGUAACUAUCUGCUCUUUUAGUCGUCUUUUAUUUAUUUUUUUCUAUCCAUGGAUCUCGUAUUUUACACAAACAUGCAGUAAACAGGAAAAAUCUGUAUGGUAUCUUUAGAUGUGAUUGGAUAUCUUCUGCCAACUUUAAAAACUGCAAUCCUAUUUUCAGAAGAGUUGGAAAUGAUUGUCUGGUCCGUUUUGUAGGUUAUCACCAAAAGAGGAAAAAUUAAAUUUUUUAUUUACCCCACGGUCAAGACAGUUGAUUACUGCUAGAUAUUGUUCAUUGAUGUACUAGUAUUAAGGAGAAUCAGAUGUGUAUGUAUAUCACUUGACAGUGGCUGCCAAAAGGAGGUAUCGGGAUGCAGGAUCUCAUAUGACAGAAAGAAAUGUUCAGUGGCUAUAUCAUCGAAUUUAGUGAUUGCAUGAAUAAGUGCUAAAUAUCCUUUCUGAGAAUAGAACUAAUAUAACUAAAGAAGAUGCCACAAAUAUUCAAACUGAACAUGAAAUUUCAAAUAUUUGUGUAUUUUUGUAUUCGUUAAUUCAUUAAUAUCCCAGUCUCAGUCUUGUGACUUGACCUUGUUACCCAUGUGCUAAUGCAGAUAUUUAUAAACAGGGACGGAGGACAAAAGAAAUUCUCUUCAGUUUUAUCCCCUGGGCACCAUGAAGGAUUGGGGUGUGCUAUUCUUCUAAUGAUGUCAUCUUUACUUUUGAUUACUCUGUCUUCUUUUUCUCGUUUUACUAGGAAUCACUAUAUAUUCUUUUUCUCUUAUAAUGUUUAAAUACGAGUUUUUUAUGGGAUAUUAGUCAAACACUUUUUUGGAGAUGAGAAGCUUUAAAAACUCUAUGGUCCAGUUUUGCUAUCUGAAAUAGAUUAGAACUGUCUAGGGUUGUCCAGCUCUGAAGGUUUGGAAUCCGAACCCGUAUGACAUGCAGAACCGGAUAGAUGUGAGACAACCAAUAGGAAUUCGUCUGCUUACACUAAUGAAAUCGGCCGUAUAUAUCCUAUUCCUUGACAUGCCAGCUAAUAGUUUUCGAAAACAUUAGUGUUUUUUAAAACCCAUUGAAAGGGACCUGUCCGAAUUUAAUAGGGUAAUAUAAAGGAUAAAAAUAGUAAUAAAACCUCGUUCGAGAAUCUCCUCCCUUCUUCCACUCCGUCCCGAAGAGUAACUAACACCAAUGCAGUCACGUUUUCAUGUUCCAAUUGAACAUUUUCCAUUUUUGAUUAUGAUCAAAGGAGAAGAUUAUUUACCAAACAUAUGCGGAUCAAAUCAGGAUCUUAUUUAAGGAGAAAUGACUAUAUUUUUGUGCUUUUCGGAUUGCCAAGUCCCCUUUAUUUGACGAUUGAAGAUAUGUGGCUAUGAACUCCGUGAGGGAAUACAGAGGUUUGAUUUUGGAGAAGAGAGACUAUUAUGACUUCUGCUUCGGUGAUUGAACGGGUGGGACAGACGUGGCACUUAAUAUAUGUAUUUAUUUAUUGUAUUUAUUCUUGUAUUAAAGGCUAGGAGUGUUGAUGAAAGUUAUCAUGACCUUGGCAUUGCCCGUGAAAAAUGUAUAUACCUUUAUUUGUGUUAAAGUAUUGGGUCAUCCAACUGAAAAUUGAUUUUCAGUGAGUGGAUAAAGGUAAUUUAUCGAACCAUAGAAUUUCUCUACAGAUGUGAAACCGUUAUACAUUUUGAUUGGAGAUUCCACAAGUACACCUCCGUUUUCCUCUUUUUUGUUUCUACGCUGUCUCUGUGGCGUAAAUUCUGCUCUUUUUUUUUUCACUUUUUUGGCUUCAGAAAAUCUCAAGAAGAUGACAUUUCAUCAUGGGGCUGGAACCUGAGUGGCCAGCAUUCUACAUAUCAUGCUUUGUUUCCAAGGGCCUGGACGGUUUACGAUGGUAUUGGUGAUAUUUCUCUUUUGUGUUUUAUUUGCGUUUGGGGAGCCUUUCAGGGUUACUUUCACAUUUAUGCAGCAACCUGAUGUUCAAAGGACCUCCGCUCUCCUUUUUAAUUUCAGGUGAACCAGACCCUGAACUCAAAAUUUCAUGUCGCCAGAUAUCACCAUUCAUUCCACACAACUAUCGAGAGAGUAGUCUUCCCACGUCGGUGUUUGUCUAUACGGUAUGCAUUUCCAUCUUGGUCAUGUUUUUUGCUCUUGUUGAUUUCUCUUCUAAUUUCAAUGUGUAUUUUUUUUGCUUUUGUUUAUUUAAAAUUAGAUUGUUUUUAAUAAGAGUAUCAUAUAGUAGAAUUGCAUUAUGGGCAUGCAAAGUUGCUCAAAUUAUUUCUGUUGGAGAGCGUUGGUGAGACAAGAGAUGAAACCACGACUACAGAGAGGACGAAUAUCCAACCUGCAAGGCUCAUGAACCACGUAAGAUAUUCGAUUAGAAGCUAACCAAGUGCAUGUUACCUGCUAAUAAAAGUGCGCCUUUUGGCAGCAUUAAAAAGGAUUUAUUCUUAUUUUUUAAUAAAAGUAAAGUACCAAGAUUCAGAGCUAUUGGCGUUACUGAAGUCUCAUUCCCUUGAUUUUUUCUAAUGAAAGAUUUUAUAUUUCCUGAACCUUGAUGACAACGGAUGUCAGUUUGGUAAUGUUAAUUGAGUGCAGCAAUGAUCUCGAAUUGAAAAUAUCUAACCUCGGAGAAACUACCUCUUUACAUGAUUUACCAUUAACGCAUUCGAGUGCUAUUAACUCAAAUACAUAAUAACCGUUAAUAAACUCAAGUGCUAUUCGCAUACAUCUUUUUCGUAAUUGUAACUUAUGACAUCGGGAGUAUAGAACAUUAGAGGAUAAAACGCUUCAAGCAACCUUCGGAGAUGAAGGUGUAAACAUUAUAUUAUAAUUUCAUUCUUUUCUUGUGGCGUAGCAUAUAUUUUCUGCGGGGUAGGGGAGGGAAGAAAGAGAGUUUUUUUUUUUUUCUGAGAAGGGCCCAAUGGAAAAAAGGCGCUGGUCUCUAUAGAUUUUAUUUAUUUUGACAGGCUAUCUUAUGUUGAAAGAAUGAAGGGUAACGUGUAGAGGGACAAUAAAUUUCUGUGUUUUCAAGUAGAAAUAGCAAUCCAGACACAAAAACGAGAACUAAAUUCUCGAAAAAUAGCCAGACUCCGGGAACAAAAUUGAAUUUAAAUCAUUUCAUAUUUUUUUAUUUUUGUUGAUCUAGAGUUUUCUUAUCUAUUAUGCGCGAUCUUACCUAUUCUCCAUUGAAACUUUAUAAUUAUACCUUUCCUUUUUAUCAACUGUAGUUAGUGAAUACUGGAAAAGAAAGGGCAAAAGUCAGCUUGCUUUUGACUUGGGCUGUAAGUCCUCUCAUUCUCCCCACCAUAAUUUUAGCCAAAUUCUGGCGGUAGAUCGAUCAGUAUUUUUUUAUAUUAUUGAUCAGAGCUUUGUUUUACAGAAUUCCAUUGGAGGAGUCUCGCACUUAUCAGGCAACCACUCCAAUGAACCAUUCAGGUGAGUAAGCACAAGGCCAACAUUUUCUUCAAAUGUAAAUAUUUAUUUUUAACUCCAAUGUUACCGAUUGAUGAUUGCAUGAGUUUUAUUCUUUGAUCUUUUGGCAGGGGAGAAGAUGGAGUUGCCGGCGUCCUUCUACAUCACAAGCAAGUCUUUGCUAGUCCUUGAUCUAUAUUUACGAUUUCAUUUGGGCCAUUCAAUGUGAUCAUGGAAACAUCAGCACAGUGACACUCAAGUCAGUGUCUUCCAAAUACACGUAGUCAGCUGCUUAUUCGUUUAUUUGUAAAUAUUUUUCAUCACACAGAAUGAUUUUCUUUAUGCCAUUGCGUCAUUCAUGAUCUUCGCUAUUUUUCUAUCUUUCCCAGUUUUUGGAAAAGGUUAUCUGAUACUUUUUAUUCCUGCUGCUGUGAAAUUGCGUGGAAAAAUUAUUCCUAAUUGGUGUGAAAAUGAUGCAGGACUGCAAAAGAUAAUCCGCCCGUCACGUUUGCUAUUGCCGCAUGCGAAACUCAAAAUGUCAGUGUGACAGUUUUGCCAUCUUUCGGACUAUCUAAGGAAAAUUGUAUCACAGCCAGGGACAUGUGGGCCACGAUGGUGGAGGUGAUAUUUCUAGAUGUCAACGAUUUGUUUUCUAUCAUUAUUCAGCCCUUUUGCUGCUUAUUUUUCUCUGUUUCUCUGAAAUUUGGAUCACGAGAAUAUGCUCAUGAUUCCUCCGUCUUGGUUUGUCUGCAUUAUAUGCCACUUUGUUCAUGAUAUUUUCCAGCAGCAGUAUGUGGUACCGGAUAUGUAUCGGUCCUUUUUCAGACGACUGUGAGCACUUUCAGACAGAUAUUAAUGGGAGAUAUAAUUUGACCUUUAACUGGAAGUCAAAUUAACAGAUGGAUUUUCCAACUACAUUUGUGUCUAGUAGAUGAGAAUUGUUUUCAUCAUCAUCUUAAUUAGUAGAAAUGGAAUUUUUUAUUUUUUCUCCAGAAAUAUUUUCUCUCAGGUGCAAAAAAGGAAGUAGCAUUGUCUAACAUUAAAUGUAUAAACCAAUCACUCUUUUUAAUUUUCUGGGACCUGUUAUUCAUUCCUGAACAAGUUCUUGUUUUCGUGAUGCUCGCUCCAUUGUGAUGGGAAUGAUCGUUUUGCGCGUCCACGCAUCCAGAAUGGGCAUUUCGAUCAAGACAAUUUUUCUGCCGGCCAUAGCAUGCCAUCCUCGCCCGGAGACACACUCUGUGCCGCAGUCUCAGCUUCUACCUGGGUCGAACCUCAUGGAAAAUGUACAGUUGCAUUUGCUCUGGCAUGGGCGUCCCCUAAAGUGAAGUUCAAGAAGGGAUGCACUUAUAACAGGUGAUUUUUUUUCUUCCAUCUGCAUUUUAUCCGUCGUUAUUUUUCUGAAACAUAUAUAUAUAUAUAUAUAUAUAUAUAUAUAUAUAUGUAUAUGCACUGUGCCUCGAUCCUCGGGUAAUGUUUUCCUGGAUGCUGCUAGACUAGUUUAGUAAGAGGAAUUUGUUGCCCCCGCACAGCUGGCACUCGUGUACCUAUCCUGCUUAGCUUCUGCUUCUUCAGGCCCACAUCUUUUAUAGGGAAAAACUAGAAUGGAGCUGCCAGACCUCACCACAGAUGCCGAUGUCACCUUGUUAGGAGCGACCUGAGUGCUAUUCCCAGUUAGCUUCUUUCUAUUGAGGUCUUACUGUUUAUAGAGCACGCAGAAGCAAUUCUUACCCCAUCUCUUACUCUGAAUCCGACGCCUCUCCAAUGGAUCCAGGAGGUACACGAAAUUUUAUGGGACCUCUAAGAACUCGGCGGCCGCCCUCGCACAUCAUGCUUUGAUGAGUACGUAUCCUUCCACUCGCAAUUGUUUCUUUCAGUAAGGAUCAAAACGGCAGCGAUGCUGUUCCUGAGAUGAUGGCUGCAGAUUAAUUUUAAUUUGUUUCCUGACCAAGAACAUUUGAUGCCAUCUAAAAUUCUCAGGUUAUAAAUGGUGGGAAGAAGAGAUCGAGAAAUGGCAGAAGCCCAUCCUCAGCGAUGAAAGGCUCCCGGAAUGGUAAAGUUUGGAACCUCCUCCCCGUAUUGGCCCACGCUUUAUAGAUUUUAAGGCUAGAAGCAUGAACAGAUGCAACAUCAGUGUAGAAACUGUGGUUUUCUCUCGGGGCUGGGCUCUUCCUGUGCUCCAUGUCAAUAUAAUUUUUUUUUCCAAUAACAACAGGUACAAAUUCACUUUGUUUAAUGAGCUCUAUUUUCUGGUCGCCGGAGGAACUCUUUGGACGGGUAACUACGACUUUGAUCCCGGCGUCAAAUUUGGCUGCUUUUUUCUCUCUCUGAAGGUAGAAAGAAGAGAGAGGCGAGUAGAAGGACUUCUGACAAGCAGCUUUGCUCCUUUCGUUCACUUGUCCGAUGCAGACGGAGAGUCUCCAUCCAGCGAUGAUAACCCACCGGAAGAGAAGCCGAGCUCCGGCAGCAAGCACAACCGCAAAUCCGCGAAAACCUCGAUAUCCUCCAAGAGCAGUAAGAGGGGAGUACCCGCGGAGUUGACCCCCGCCGCCGCCGCCGGCGUUGACCCAGAAGCUGCAGAGGAAAGCGUCGACUCAGACCUGAUGAACUCUUGGAGCUUCGCGAGGCCCACCGCCGAGGGCGACGACGUGGGGAGGUUCCUGUACCUGGAGGGCACGGAGUACGUGAUGUGGUGCACCUACGACGUUCACUUCUACGCCUCCUUCGCCCUCCUGGACCUCUUCCCGAAGAUCGAACUGAGCAUCCAGCGGGACUUCGCCCGCGCCGUGCUCUGCGAGGACCGGCGGCGGGUGAAGUUCCUCGCCGACGGCAACUCCGGCAUGCGCAAGGUCCGCGGUGCCGUCCCCCACGACCUGGGCAUGCACGACCCAUGGCACGAGAUGAACGCCUACAACAUCCACGACACCAGCCGCUGGAAGGACCUCAACCCCAAGUUCGUGUUGCAGGUCUACAGGGACUUCGCUGCCACUGGCGACGACACCUUCGGCAGGGAGGUGUGGCCGGCGGUCACCGCCGCCAUGGAUUACAUGGAUCAGUUCGACCGUGACGGCGACGGUCUCAUCGAGAACGACGGCUUCCCGGACCAGACCUACGACGCCUGGACGGUCCACGGCGUCAGCGCGUACUGCGGCUGCCUCUGGCUCGCCGCCCUGCAGGCGGCCGUGGCGAUGGCGCUCCGCCUCGGCGACCACCCCUUCGCCGACAAGUGCAGGAGCAAGCUCCUCAUGGCGAAGCCCAGCUUCGAGGAAAAGGUUUGGAACGGCUCCUACUUCAACUACGACAGCGGGUCGUACGGCAACAGCAGGUCCAUUCAGGCCGACCAGCUCGCCGGGCAGUGGUACACCGCCGCCGCCGGGCUGCCGCCGCUCUUCGACGAGGCCAAGAUCAGGAGCACGCUGCAGAAGAUCUUCGACUUCAACGUGAUGAAGGUGGGCGGCGGCCGCAUGGGCGCCGUCAACGGGAUGACCCCAAGCGGCAAGGUGGAUGAAUCCUGCAUGCAGUCGCGCGAGAUAUGGACCGGUGUCACCUACGGCGUCGCCGCCACCAUGCUCCACGCCGGCAUGCACCACCAGGCCUUCUCCACCGCCGAGGGCAUCUUCACCGCCGGCUGGUCUGAAGAAGGCUUCGGGUGCGCCUCCUCCCUAUAUUUUCCCCGAUUUAUUCAUUAAUUUCCCCGGCCGGUUCCUUUUUCUAGGGGAGAUGAUUGAGGAUAUUGUUGCUCCGACCUUCAUUCAUGCUCUUUUUCUUCUUCUUUUUUACGCUGUGAUGACGACGGCGAUGAUGAUGAUGAUGAUGACGAUGAUGACAUCGUGCAGGUACUGGUUCCAGACGCCGGAGGCGUGGACGGUGGACGGUCACUACCGGUCUCUGAUUUACAUGCGGCCGCUGGCGAUCUGGGGGAUGCAAUGGGCGUUGACUCCGAGCCGGGCCAUCCUCGAGGCCCCGAAGACCAACAUGAUGGACAGGAUUUACACCUCCCCCGCUGACCUCCGCGCCAAGAACGAGGCCAGCGUGAGGAAGAUCGGCGGCAGCAGGAGCACCUGCUGCGGCCACUCCGUCUUCCACUGUGAAUGUUAG